Molecule: messenger RNA, 1357 nt
Organism: Scophthalmus maximus (turbot)
Lineage: Eukaryota; Metazoa; Chordata; Actinopteri; Pleuronectiformes; Scophthalmidae
Gene: polr3g
Product: polymerase (RNA) III (DNA directed) polypeptide G
Exons: 7
Coding region: 341-991 (216 amino acids)
Biological process (GO): transcription by RNA polymerase III
Cellular component (GO): RNA polymerase III complex
Source: RefSeq, a predicted model, not a curated record
GCGACUUAAAGCCACAUUUCGCAGAGACACGCGCACGCCGGAUGAGCGGAGCACACGGCGCCACGCCGGCUGUUAGCAGAGCACGAGUGGACGAGCGCUCACGACGUUUAACCGUCAAUGUAGCGAUUUCAGGAGUUGGUUCACGUGCCGAACAACAGAUAACACUGGGUAACUGACUGUUGAUGACAGUUAAACUCGAAAAGUGAAAACACGGAGACUCAGCCGCUGGCUAAAUGCCGCUAAGUAGCCCUGGAGUGCACGGGCUUUUAUUUUAGGAUUUUUUGUUUUAUCUCCACAUUCAGUGCAGUUUACUAACUGUCCCCUAGUUCCACUCGCAGUCAUGGCAGGCAAGGGUCGAGGAGUCGCUGCCUUCUCCUUCAACAUCGACGCCCUGGGCAUCGGCAGGGGCAGCAUGCCAGAGUCCAGGGUGGGGCCCAACCCGCUGUUUCCAAACACAGACUUUAAACCAGUUCCGCUGAAAGCCGGUGAGGAUGAGGACUACAUGUUGGCCUUGAAACAGGAGAUGAGGGGAACCAUGCAGCGGCUGCCACACAAUAUCAAGCCUCACUACAAUAAAUCAGAAGUGGAGAGAUACACGGAGCGAUACCUGAAGCAAAGGCAGAUAGAGGAUGAAGAAUGGACUCCAGACUGGAACCUUUUCCCAAAGGAAUUGAUGCCCCAAAAGAAAAGACCUCGUGUAAAAGCAGACACAAAGAAGAAAACGGUGAAGAUUUCCCACAAAGACACAGAGGAGAUGCUGAGUAAAUUGGACGAACUGGCAAAAAAAGAUGAUGGGAACCCUGAGAAAUCUGAUGACGAGACAGAAAAGAAAACAGAGGGGAAGGAGAAUGAAGAGGAAGACGUUGAAGAGGAAGAAUAUGAUGAAGAGGAUAUUGAAGAGGAAAAUGACUACAUAGACAACUAUUUUGACAAUGGCGAAGAUUUUGAGGCAGGCAGUGAUGAAAAUAUGGAUGGCGAAGCAACAUACUGAGACAGCUUGACUCAACCAUGAAAACCAAGCAAGUGUUAACUGUUUAAGUAAACAAUCAUUGUGAUCUUUUCUAUUGGUUAAAUAAUGUAGAUAAUUUGAAAAUACUUUUCAGCAGAGUGAUAGUUUUCGUUUGUUUUGCGUGGUUUUGAGUGGCAGGUUUUCCUUAAUGACUUAUGUAAAUGAGAAAUGCCAAACUAUGUACACUCUGGCAAUAAUUUAUUCAAAAUAGAUUUAUUUAUUUUCCAGCCUGUAGCACUUUUCCACAGGUUGAAAGGCACAUACUGUCAACAACAACACAAAAUGCUUUGUCAUAAAAUAUGAACACAGAUGAAAUAAAAGGGCUAUAUAAUAAAGGCUUAAAUUUCA